Molecule: messenger RNA, 3725 nt
Organism: Marmota monax (woodchuck)
Lineage: Eukaryota; Metazoa; Chordata; Mammalia; Rodentia; Sciuridae
Gene: Scml2
Product: Scm polycomb group protein like 2
Exons: 15
Coding region: 87-2216 (709 amino acids)
Biological process (GO): regulation of DNA-templated transcription
Cellular component (GO): nucleus
Molecular function (GO): protein binding
Source: RefSeq, a predicted model, not a curated record
CGCGGCUUCUCAAAAAUGGCGGCGGCGGUGUGAAGACCGGUGCCGGCUCGCGGGAGUAGUGUGACAGAAUUUCGUUGCUGUCGAGGAUGAGACCCGAGGAGAGAACACCAGGAAGUGAUACAAUGGGACGAACAGCAAAUGAAGAUUCAAUGGAAGUCAAGAAGGAGAGUCAAGAGAAAACUCCUCACUCAAGCACAUCAUCUGUGCAAAAUGAUGAUUUUCAGUGGGACAAAUAUUUGAAAGAGACUGGAUCUUUAAGUGCUCCUGCAGAAUGCUUCAGACAGUCUAAGAUUCCACCAGCAAAUGACUUCAAAGUUGGUAUGAAAUUGGAAGCUCGUGACCCUCGCAAUGUUACUUCAGUAUGUAUUGCUACAGUUAUUGGAAUUACUGGGGCCAGAUUACGUUUACGACUGGAUGGCAGUGACAACAGAAAUGAUUUUUGGAGACUUGUCGAUUCCCGGGACAUACAGCCUGUUGGGACAUGUGAAAAAGAAGGAGACUUACUUCAGCCUCCACUGGGCUACCAGAUGAAUGUAUCAUCAUGGCCGAUGUUCCUUUUGCGAACACUGACAGGAUCUGAAAUGGCACCUGCAACUUUCUUUAAGCAGGAACCACCAAAGCCACCCAUAAAUAAUUUUAAAGUGGGGAUGAAACUGGAAGCUAUUGACAGAAAAAACCCAUACUUGAUCUGUCCUGCAACCAUUGGAAAUGUUAGAGGAGACGAAGUUCAUAUCACGUUUGAUGGAUGGAGUGGAGCAUUUGAUUAUUGGUGCAAGUAUGAUUGUCGAGAUAUUUUUCCAGUUGGGUGGUGCUGCCUAACAGGAGAUGUAUUGCAACCACCAGGAAAUAGUGUUCCUAUUGCAAAGAACAUAGGAAAAACACAGUCUUCUUCCAAAGCGGCCCAGCAGUCAAUGCAGCCUCCACAGAAAACUGCUAUAGUACAACCAACGCAGCAGGUCAAGAAAUCAGGUCGAACUAAAUCACCUGGACAUACUUCAGUCUCCAAGAAGGGCAGUUCUCUUAAAAAUCCCACACCAAAGAAAAAAGGCUCAGGAAAAAAGGAGAAAUGUAUUCCUGUGUUGUGUUCAACAUCUUCAGCUUCUCUAAGUUCUCUGUUCAGAGACCGUGGUAGUUCAUAUGAUAAGGAUGCCAUUCCUGGGACAUCUAAAAUAGUGAUGUCUACAGUCUGUGUCUAUAUAAACAAACAUGGAAACUGUGGUCCACACCUGGAUCCGAAGAGAAUCCAGCAGCUACCUGACCACUUUGGCCCAGGCCCUGUAAAUGUGGUGCUCCGUCGGACUGUGCAGGCCUGUGUGGAUUGUGCCUUUCAGUCUAAGACUGUUUUUGGACAUCUUAAGCCAGAUAAUCGUGGAGGAGAAGUGAUAACUGCCUCUUUUGAUGGGGAAACUCAUUCCAUUCAGCUUCCUCCUGUGAAUAGUGCAUCAUUUGCUCUUCGCUUUCUUGAGACUUUCUGCCACAGCCUGCAGUGUGAUAACCUUUUGAGCAGCCAGCCUUUCAGCUCCUAUAAAAGUAAUAUUCAUAGCCCUACAGAGCUUGAUAAAGAUAAAUCAGUGAAAGAGGAAAUAACAGGAAAGAAAAGCAUCAAACGAUCUCCUCAGCAACCUGUACCUUGUAGUGUUCCUGUCUCUCCUAAGCUGCUCAAAACAAAGAUGCAUGCCUCUAAAGAAGAAUUACUAUCUCCUGAGGGAGAGAGCAUGCCCAAAGAGGAAAAUCUCCCUGAAGAUUCCAAGAAUUCAUCACUAAAUUCAGGAGAGUCUUUGAAUCCUGUCUGUAGAAAUCUUAUGCAAACUUCAUUCUACAAGAAUUUUCCUCAGAAUGCACCAGGCACCUCAAGUUCGACACUAGUUGGGACCAAAUCAUCUCCCAAGAGCAGUUACUCUGAAGAUAAAUUCCAAAUGCAGAAGAAAAGUGAAGCUCCAAGUUAUAUAGCUGUACCUGACCCCAGUGUCCUGAAUCAAGGCUUCUCUAAGGACCCUUCAACCUGGUCUGUGGAUGAAGUGAUACAGUUUAUGAAACAUACAGAUCCUCAGAUAUCAGGCCCCCUCGCCGACCUCUUCAGGCAACAUGAAAUUGAUGGGAAGGCUCUGCUGCUACUGAAGAGUGAUGUGAUGAUGAAGUAUAUGGGGCUGAAGCUGGGACCAGCAUUAAAGCUAUGUUACUACAUUGAAAAACUUAAAGAAGGAAAAUAUGAUUGAAAAAAAUGUGUAUUGACAAAAUUUCUCAGGUGUACUGAUAACAUUUUAAUUUUAAAAGUAUUCUUUGAGCAGUUUUGUUUUGUAGAAAUUUCUUCAAAAUGUUCUUUCAGAAUUACAUUAAUAGUCUAGUCUAUUUUAAAAACCAUUUAACAUGAGAGCAUUAACAUACCCAAAUUGGCAGCUCAUUCUUUGUAUUUUUGUUACUUUCUUUGUGUAGUUUACAAAUAUACUCCAUUCAGUAAACAGAGAAAAACCUUUGAUUUUGUUUAAUCUUUAUAUGUAGAACCAAAACAGCUAAAUCCCAAAGGGGAAAAUGUCAUAGAUUAAAUCCAUAAGAAUUUUUUCUCAGAAGAGAUGUACCUACCUGUAGCUAUCAUAUCUUCCUCAAUAUUUUGGUCUGAUUCUGCAGUGUUCUGUUCAUGUUUUAUCAGUUUCUAGAAAGGGAAUAGCCAUAUAAAUUAUUUUCCUUUCUGUUAUUAGCUCUCUCAGUGUGGUACUUCUUCAUAUUUAAAGAUUAAAAAAAGCUUAUAAGCUUCAUAAAGUGUUCUUAUCAGUUUUUGAUAAUAACAAUAGGAUAGAUAGAAUGAUCAUUUUGUGCAGAUGUUUAUACUACAAGUGUGGUUUAAAUGGAGUCAGAUUAAAUUUCUUUCAAUAAAUACCUGUUAUUUUAAAACUUUAUAUAUUUUUGCUAAGCUUGGACAUUAAGUACUCAUUCAUUUCUCACAUCUCUUUAUCAAAAUACCUGUGUCCAAAUGUUAAAAGAUAUAUAUUUUAUUGUAUGUGUUUAUUCCUCGUGGAUACUUUACCAUAUUUAUAUACUAUUGUAUACCUAUAGGUAUACAUAAGUAAAUGUUUUCUUUUUGAAUUUAAUAUGGCACUUUGCACUGCCACAGAGUGAUUAUGAAUUAUGUAUAUAGUUAGAUGUUUUUAUUCCUUAAAAAAUAUGUGCAUCAUUUUCUAUCACCAGUACCUCCUAGCUUACUCUUCAGGUGAUAAGAAACAAUCCAUAGAUUGGUUUCCAUACAGGGAAGUUUUCAGUCCUAUGCAAUGUUUCUAAUUAAUUUGAUUAGUUCUGAGCCAUUCUGCUACAUUUUGAAAGAUACAUUAGUACUGACUUAUUGUUUUGGACUUUAUUUUAUCAGUUAGAACUUUCAAAGGGAAACGGUGCUAUAUGUUUAUUGUUAUUUUUGCAUAAUUUUGGUAUAAUGUUUAUAAGCUAUGAGAAUCAGUUAUAGAAGUAUUUCCUAUAAAUGCCAAUAAAAUAUUCACCAGGGCAAGAAUGUACAUUUUCUUUUUAGAAAACCAAAUCUACUUCAGAUAAGAAUGCACUUAUUUAAAGGAUUGUUUCAUCUGUUACUCCUUAUAAGACUAGAUUCUUCCUUAAACUUGAUCUUCUUUCAGAUUGUUUGUAUGAAGAUUCUGUGCUCAUUUGAACAGUCCUCAGGUGUUUGCAUAAAUACUAUGUUUUACGGUUUUCGUAUUUAAAAUAAAGUUAAAUAACUACAGUAA